Suncus etruscus (white-toothed pygmy shrew) is the source of this 2526-nucleotide messenger RNA. RefSeq names its product colony stimulating factor 3 receptor (gene CSF3R). Gene Ontology annotation, biological process: cytokine-mediated signaling pathway. Gene Ontology annotation, cellular component: membrane; external side of plasma membrane; signaling receptor complex. The coding region runs from base 1 to 2526 and encodes 841 amino acids. The record is from RefSeq and is a predicted model, not a curated record. Gene Ontology annotation, molecular function: cytokine receptor activity; granulocyte colony-stimulating factor binding. Lineage: Eukaryota; Metazoa; Chordata; Mammalia; Eulipotyphla; Soricidae. The transcript is spliced from 15 exons.
AUGGUGGGGCUGGGAACUGGAAACCUGGCUAGAGCUGCCCUCAUCAUCCUGCUUCUCCCAGAAAGCCUGGAGCAGUGUGGGCACAUCAGCCUCUCAGCCCCCGUGGUCCACCUGGAGGACCUCGUCACAGCCUCAUGCACCAUCAGUCAGAAAUGCCUCCAGACGGAAUCAAAGUCGAAGAUUCUGUGGAGGUUGGGAAACAAGUUUCAAGCUGGUGACAGACAGCAGAGCCUGCCAGAUGGGAGUCAAGAAUCCACCAUCACUUUUUACCCCCUCAACCACUCCCGGACCCUGCUCUUCUGCUACCUGCUCUGGAGCAAUCAUUCGCAGAUCCUGGACCAGGUUGAGCUGUGGGCAGGCUACCCUCCCUCAGCGCCCCAUAACUUGUCCUGCAUCCUGAACGUCACAACCAACAGCCUCACCUGCCAGUGGGAGCCAGGACCCGAUAGCUACUUGCCCACUAACUUCACCCUAAAGAGUGUUUGGAAUCAGAAUAACUACCAGAUCUCUGAGGUGAUUCUCCCCGACUGUGUGCCUGAGGCCGGGCAGAGCCACUGCACUAUCCCACGAGAACAACUGCAGUUGUACCAGAACAUGAGCCUAUGGGUGCAGGCGGAGAACAUGCUGGGCACCAGCAAGUCCUCACCACUGUGCCUCACACCCAGCGAUGUGGUGAAAGUGGAGCCCCCCACACUGUGGGCCCUGAAGCCACACCCCGAAGCUUUGCCGCCCCACUGCCUGCAGCUGCGCUGGGAAAUAGGGAAGCAGAGCCUGUACAUACGUCAGAAGUGUGAGCUGCGCUACCAGCCCCACCUUGUGGGGGCCAACUGGACUGUGGUGGGCCCCUUGAUCGCCAGUUCUCUCCAGCAUGAGCUCUGCGGACUCCGCGUCUCCACAGUUUACACCCUGCAGAUGCGCUGCACGCGCUGGCCCCUGCCUGGUCUCUGGAGCAGCUGGAGUGCCAGUCUGGAACUGACCACCGCAGAUCAGGUUCCUAUCAUCAGGCUGGACACAUGGUGGCGGCGGCAGAGGCAGCAGAACCCCAGGACAGUGACCAUACAGUUGUUUUGGAAGCCAGUUCCCCUGGAAGAAGACAGCAGUCAGAUCCAGGGAUACCUAGUCUCCUGGCACCCCCCAGGCCAGAAUGUGACAGCCAUAAUUCUCUGCAACACCUCAGCGCUGGGCUGUAACUUCGACUUGCCAUGGCACGUGCGGCAGGUGAAGCUGGUGGCCUACAACUCUGCUGGAACCUCAGCUCCUACCCCAGUGGUCUUCUUGGAGAACGAAGGUCCACCGCUGGCCAGACUCCACAUCCUGGCCCAGGACCCUCACAGUCUCUGGGUGGGCUGGGAGCCACCCAGUCCUCGGCCUCGGGGUUACGUGAUUGAGUGGGGUCUGGCUCCUUCCAGCCCCAGCAGCAGCAAUACCAGCUGGAAGAUAGAACCAAAUGGGAGCAUCACAGGGACCCUCCUGCAGGAGAACAUCAGGCCAUUUCAGCUCUAUGAGAUCACCGUGACUCCCCUAUACCAGGACACCAGGGGUCCCUCCAAGCACAUCUAUGCCUAUUCCCAAGAGACAGCCCCUUCCCAUGCCCCAAAACUGCAUCUGAGGCGCAUUGAAAAGGCAUGGGCCCAUCUAGAAUGGGUACCCGAAGCUCCUGAACCUGGAAAGAGUCCCCUGACCUACACCAUCUUCUGGACCAAUGAGAAGAACCAGUCCUUCUUCUCCUAUCUGAAUGCCUCUGCCAACAAUUGUAUCCUCCGCGACUUGGAACCAGCCAGCUUAUACCAUGUCCACCUGAUGGCUGCCAACCAGGCUGGGACCAUCAACAGCACUGUCCUCACCCUUAUGACCCUGACCUCAGACCUUUCAGAGAUGCACAUCAUCCUAGGCCUUUUAGGCAUCAUGCUACUUUUCAGCUGCCUCUGUGGAGUUUGGUGGUUCUGCUGCAAACACAACAGGAAGAAUCCCCUCUGGCCCACUGUCCCUGACCCAGCUCACAGCAGCCUAGGCUCCUGGGUGCCUCCCAUCACAUCAGAGGAGACCUUCCAGCUGCCUAGCCUUCGAGACUCCGGCACUGCCCCAAUCACCAAGAUCACAGUGCUAGAAGAAGAAGAGAAGAAGCCAGGGGCCCUUGAGCUCCCUGACAACUCAGGGACCUGUAUGCUUCCCACCCUGGUCCAGAGCUAUGUGCUCCAAGGAAACCCCCAAAGUCCUAUACCCCAGCUCCAGCCCCAGCCCAAUCCCAGUGACCCCAUCCUGUAUGGACAGGUGCUGGGCAGCCCCUCUGGGUCAGGGUCAGGCCCAGGGCACUACCUCCGCUAUGACUCCAUGCAGCCCCUUUUGGAGGGUUUCACCCCCAGCCCCAAAUCCUAUGAGAACCUUUGGUUCCAGGCCAGCCCUCUGGGAACCCCAGAACCCCUGGUCCCAAGCCAGGAAGAUGACUGUGUCUUUGGGCCACUGCUUGACUUUCCCCUCUUGCAAGGCCUCUGGAUACAUGGUGUGGAGGAAUUGGGGGCCCACUAG